UUUCAUCAUCAUCAUAUAAGAAGCAUCCUCUCUUCUUCAUUCUUCCUCACCAUAACAGCCAUUAUUACGCAUUCCUCCGCUUACGAGCGACAGUUUGAGCGCAGUUCAAUUAUCGACUGAUCAUCGUUUGAUUAUAGUCAUGGCUAAGGAAGUGGAGCUGGAGCCGCCGCCAGAGCACUCAGCCAAGGACUACCAGGACCCACCUCCGGCUCCUCUGAUCGAUGCCGAGGAGCUGAUUCAGUGGUCGUUCUACCGUGCCCUCAUUGCCGAGUUCAUAGCCACUUUGCUCUUCCUCUAUGUCACGGUCCUGACAGUGAUCGGCUACAAGAGCCAGACCGACCCCAACAAGCCCGGCGUCGAUGAGUGCGGGGGAGUAGGCAUCCUUGGGAUCGCCUGGGCCUUCGGUGGCAUGAUCUUCAUCCUUGUUUACUGCACCGCUGGCAUUUCUGGUGGUCACAUAAACCCGGCUGUGACGUUCGGGUUGUUCUUGGGACGUAAAGUUUCGCUGAUCAGAGCGAUCCUGUACAUGGUGGCACAGUGCCUCGGCGCCAUCUGCGGAUGUGGCCUGGCGAAGGCCUUCCAGAAGGCCUACUACAACCGCUACGGCGGUGGGGCCAAUGAACUUGCGGACGGGUACAGCAAGGGCACCGGGCUGGGUGCUGAGAUCAUCGGGACCUUUGUUCUUGUCUACACCGUGUUCUCGGCCACCGAUCCCAAGCGGAGCGCACGUGACUCUCAUGUCCCUGUGUUGGCUCCACUUCCAAUUGGGUUUGCCGUGUUCAUGGUCCACCUGGCUACAAUCCCGAUCACUGGAACCGGCAUCAACCCCGCGAGGAGCUUCGGCGCAGCAGUGAUCUACAACAAGGAGAAGGCGUGGGACGACCAGUGGAUCUUCUGGGUCGGGCCCUUCAUUGGAGCUGCCAUCGCCGCCAUCUACCACCAGUACAUCCUCCGCGCAGCCGCCAUCAAGGCCCUUGGAUCCUUCAGGAGCUCUUCUUAAGUCUCGACAAAUAAUAAUCAAUAUCCCAGCAUUCUUGUGAGGAAUAUAUCAUCUUUGCUAGUCCUUUCCUAUUUUCCUUGGCUUUGUGGACAAAAAAAGAAGAAAAAAAAAUUGUAAAUAAGUUCUUGUGUGUAAGUUUGUGUAUUUUGAGCCAAUCUUCAAUUUUAUGCUUUUUGGUUUUGUAUGAACCCUUUUUAUUUUAGUGUCCUUUAUUUUAUUUUC
Molecule: messenger RNA, 1222 nt
Organism: Punica granatum (pomegranate)
Lineage: Eukaryota; Viridiplantae; Streptophyta; Magnoliopsida; Myrtales; Lythraceae
Source: RefSeq, a predicted model, not a curated record